AUGAUACGUGGCUACGAGACCUCAAUGCUUGGUAGACGUGUGCGCUCGUUCCUGAGCGUUCCGUUCGCCGAACCACCCACCGGUGCCAAUCGUUUCCGUCCACCGAUUAUGAAGCGACCAUGGAAGGAUAUUAUCGAUGCUACCGUACUUGCCCCUGCUUGCUAUCAAGUUCGUUUUUGCUUUUUUUUUUUCUUUUACAAGUAA
Gongylonema pulchrum is the source of this 204-nucleotide messenger RNA. The record is from the annotation of a GenBank genome assembly. NCBI's taxonomy places the organism in Eukaryota, Metazoa, Nematoda, Chromadorea, Rhabditida, Gongylonematidae.